GUGUCAGUCGUACCAAUUAUUUCAGGUGUUGACAUUUUACGUGUUGUCUCGUUUCAAAAGUGGUAAAGGGCUUGUACAAAGUUAAAUACAGUUGAUAAAUGUUUUAAAACUGUGUGAAAUGGAUUAAUAAACGUAAUUAUUACAAGGAAACCUCUAAACCGACAACUCAUCAUCAUUUACUAUGCGAUUUAAUAAACAAGAACUAAUCACAUUGGCCACACAACCAUCCACCAAAUUCGAAAAAGAGGGAAUUUUGUACAUACGUGAGAGACAAGACGGAUUUUUUCGAAAAGCUGAAAGUAAAAGGAAAUAUCAAAAACGUGAAAAGAGACUUCGCAAUCUGAGCUGUGUAGGGGGAGUAAGCAAAGUCAGUUUAGAAAGAUGGUGUAGAUUACGAGGCAACUUGCUGUUUUAUUUUAAAAGUAAAGAUCCAUGGUCGGAACCACUUGGUGUUGUGGUUUUGGAACAAUGUCAAGUACGAAUCGACCCACCUAUGGCUUCGCCACCCAUGACAGCCGAUGGUCAAUACCCAUUUUAUUUAGUCUUUGAUGGGGGUUUGUGUCAAGCAUUGGCUUCUGUCUCGGAUACAGAACGUUCAAGUUGGAUGGAUGCCAUAAAAUCAUCAAGUUAUGAAGGUAUAAGGGCUGAGUUAAAUGCUCUGAGACAGUGUUUAGAACGGAGACGAACGCACAAACCGAGUGUUGAUCUGCAGACGUGGAGGAUGCAAAAGGCACAUGUUAUAGAUAUUUCCGAGGUCCCUAUCUGUGAGAUUUCUCUAGCCUGUGACAAUCUAUUAUGUGACGGCCACGGUUGUCCUCCAAACCCAACACUAGUCGUUGAUGUUCACAUGCAUUCAGCUAAAUUGUGGGUUCAAUACGGACGCACUGAAAUCAUCGAGAGGAGUAGUAAUCCGGGUUUUUUAACAACAGUCAGUUUUAGAGCGAGUGAUGGCUUGACUAGUGAUUCUCGUAUUAGAUUUACUGUUUUUGAUGUUAGAGAAAGAGUUUCACACACUGCUAUUCCACUCGGAUCGGCUUGUGUUUUUCUAAGUGCGAUACAAGAUUCGUCUCGAUUGCGUAUUCCGUUGAUCUCCAGAACUCAGACAACUGUUGGGUUUCUUUCAAUUAGUGCUUGGUCGCUUGAAGCUGAAGAUAAAGGCAGUAGCACUGAGCAUACGCCAUGUAGGGCACCCUUACAUAGCAAUACACAGGUUUGGUCCCACAGACGGUCACAAUCACUUCCUCCCAAAUUAGGCGUCAAAAUGCGUCUUCCGAACCAAUCUGAACUAAAACUACUUUACUCUUCCCCCUACAUACAAACCUACAGAUUUCACUCCGGCCUUGGGGGCGACAUUUGUGUACACGAAUACAUGGCAGAGAGCCGAAUUUGUUUUUCAUUCCCUCAUCAAUUAUUAGGUGUGUGGAUACAGCAAGAGAAGGAACUUCUGCAAGAAGUCGCAGCCAUGGGUGAAUUACGCGAGCCUUGGCAUUCCCGUCAAGUGGAAUUACUUGACAGACAUUUGCAUUUAUUACGUUUGUACUCACAAGCUCGCGAGAAUUUACAGGCGCAUAAAGGCAGUUUUUUUAAACCGAGUUCGAGAAAAUUGGAUCGGAGUUUGGAAUUUGCACCGGUUAAUUUACAUUUACAACGAAUGUGGGUGCACAAUGAUACUCUGAAUAAGGCGGGGUUUUAUGAUUGGAUCACGGUUGGUGCGUUUACGGCUCAUUCGCAUAAAUCGAAAAACGGGGGCUUGAUCAAGUUGGUUCAACAGUUGAAGGAAUCACCAACGAGGUCCACUUCCAAUUAUCAAAUCACGACGAAAAUUUCCAUUUCCAACGAUGCAAUACAGGCAAUAAAACAACUCCGAAAAGAAGUAGUCGACGGAAUGAAAGUAUUAAUGAAACUCGCCAAAGAGAAACAAACCAGUGGUAUGUUACCAAUCUGUGAAGACAUGAUAAGCAAAACCCGAAUUCUGCUGAGCCUUUGGGAUACAGGACUGGUUGAAGAAGCUUUAAAUUUCAUCGAAGAAAACAAAUUAGUUGUAACAGACGACUCAGGCGUUGGUAAAGACUUCAGUUUAGACAGCAAUGGAAAACCAGUCCUAAUGCUCUCACCCUUCAAGCGAAUAACACAACAAUUAUCAUCCCUUAAUUUAAAAAGCCCCGACUUUGACGACUUCGCCACACCUUCCACACCUGAAGACAUCAACGAAAUUUGGAAAGUUUCCGAAACCAACCGAGAAAAUAAUUUAUUAAACACGAGCGAAGGGGUUAAAAGUUUGUGCUCGUUCGUGCACAGUCCAAGUGACGGCGAUUUCGUGAUUUUCCCCGAUUGCGAAGAGGGAAAAACCGACACUUCUCUGGAGGAAAUGAACGUUUCAAGCGAGAACGACUCGAAGUUGCUCGAAUCUGAUACUAGUCGAAUUUUUCUGGACACGAACGUUAUGUGUAGUUCCCCCUCAGCCAACUACUACAAACCGACCGAUGAGCCGGAGCCUUGGGACAUCACCCAGCUGAAUAUCGAAGCGAGCGUCAUGUGUUUAGUCAGUAAGGUUAAGUUUUUGUGUGGCCGUUGUGGCAGUCCGGCUGUGCGUUUGCGUCAGAACUGGAAAGCUCUGCCGAAGAGUGUGAUUACGAAUCAGCCGAUUUCCAACAACGUUAAGAAGAUCGAAGAGGCGGAGAAUGUGUCGAAGGCGGUGAAUUGUGUGACGCGUGUUGUUAAGAAUGGGAAUAAGUUUACGGAUGGUUUGGAUUUGAAUAAGAUUGUUGAUUGGGCGGCUGAGUUGAGGCCCAGUAUGAGGAAGUUGAGGCAUGCCAUGGAUGGGCUUUUGAAGACGGCACGGCUCACGCAUUCGGUGUUUCGGGUGCAGGAGGAUCCCAAAGCCGCACAGAGGGUGUGUAAUGUGAGGUAUAGGAGGGAUGUUUGCUUUUCGCAAUCGUUGACGGCCCUUGUAACCGGCUUAAUGACCCGCCUCUGGUGCCACAAACCCGACCCCGCAUUUGUAACAAUCUUAAGCACCUUAGGCCCUUUAGCCUGCUUCGAGAGCCUACUUAGUUACCACGGCAAUGAAGUCGACAUGUGGGGCGACAUGUCUGUAGCAAUCGAAGAUCUUCGAACUGUCAUGUUCACACUAGUCCGUUGUCCAAGUCCCUCACUUGAACCCCAACCAACUCCUAAAGUAACAGGAAGUCGAAACUCCCUCACAGUCUCACUUCCAGUACCUGAUGCUUUAUACAGUCUGAUACCAAGUCGGCAAGUGCUUUCGUUCCACGUUACUCCGGUAUUUUUCAAUAUCGGAAUUAACGAAAUGGCAACGUUGGCCGAAAGUUUGGGAGCCACAAGGGCACAGGAGGCUUCAAAUAUUGAUAAUUUUGAUCGAAUCAACGAGUAUUAUAUUAGAUACCGGAAAUUGAAUAUUCCGGAAACGGGUGAUAUGACAAAUGGAAGGGUUUCGUGUUCGCCACAAAUGAAAUCUUUGUCCGAAUUGAUGGACGAUUUGAAGUCGUUGGUUCAUAGUGGGAAGUCCAAAAAUGUGGACAUUCUACAUGUGGCGUCGCAGAUUUGUCGACAAAUGAAAGGGCUCCGUUUCACGAGCUGUAAGAGUGCCAAGGACCGAACGGGUAUGUCUGUGACACUGGAACAGUGUCGCAUUUUGGCGGAUGAGUACCAUUUGGCCGAACACGAGUUUCAUAAAGCGCUGGAUUGUAUGCGGAGUGAGGGAUGCAGAAGAGAGAACACUUUGAAGAACACGAACGUGAAAAAAUAUGCAUUCAAUUCAUUACAGUUAUUAGCGUUGCCAAAAUUGUAUCGACCGCCAGCUGGGACCUAUGGUUCAGCACAGACAUAACUUAUGUGUUAUUUUAUUUACAGUGCCAAUAUUGUUACAAAUUGUUGAAUUAUUAAUGAUUUACUUAAUAAGUUAUUUGAAUUUAAUAUAUUUUCACUUUGCUUCUCAA
Tribolium castaneum (red flour beetle) is the source of this 3956-nucleotide messenger RNA. RefSeq lists its product as uncharacterized. Gene Ontology annotation, molecular function: phosphatidylinositol-3,4-bisphosphate 4-phosphatase activity. Gene Ontology annotation, cellular component: cytoplasm. The record is from RefSeq and is a predicted model, not a curated record. The coding region runs from base 182 to 3847 and encodes 1221 amino acids. Lineage: Eukaryota; Metazoa; Arthropoda; Insecta; Coleoptera; Tenebrionidae. The transcript is spliced from 14 exons.